This is a messenger RNA of Clonostachys rhizophaga, 510 nucleotides long. The record is from the annotation of a GenBank genome assembly. NCBI's taxonomy places the organism in Eukaryota, Fungi, Ascomycota, Sordariomycetes, Hypocreales, Bionectriaceae.
AUGCCUCUUCCAGACAGUGAAAAGGAGGUCCAGGCCUCGAGCGAAGCCGCCGAGAUCUUUGUUAACAACUAUUACGAUGCGCUCAACCGUCGCCAACCGCUCCUUCCCUUCUAUGUCAAUUCAACCACCCGAUACUCCAUCCCAGCCGAUAUAUCCAUCAACGGGGCGCAGGUAGCAACACCUGCCGACUACUACAACCUCCUCGAGGCACAAGGCGCAGGCGUCCACUACGAUGUCGAGUCGUUCGACACCCACGUCCUCAAUCCCUCCUUUCAAUACAACGCCCCGGAGAAUAUUUACGACGGCAACAAAGCCGAAAAGAGUGGUGCCCGCAUGAGUAUCAUCGUGACCGUGAUGGGUAGAGUCCAGUACGGAAAGGGAAAGGAAGCGCCACAAAAGAUGUUCAACGAGACCUUUGUCCUCGUUCCGAAUUGGGAGGCCUUGCAGCGAAAUCCCCCCAGGGGCGUCAAGCGCUGCCUUAUCAUGUCCCAAAACUUCAGGGCCUUAUAA